CUCCUCGACGCCGUUAUAUCGGAAACUCUCCGCAAAUAUCCCACGGAUUCAAGACUGGAAAGACAGGCCUCGGAUGACGUCGUGCUGAGCGCUGGUAGCGAUCGAUCCAACAUUAAAAUAGCAAAAGGAGUGGUUAUAAAGAUCCCGAUAUAUGCCAUACACUAUAACCCGGACUACUUUCCCGACCCGUUUGCCUUCAAACCCGACCGCUUUUUACCCCAAAAUCGCCAUAACAUCAAACCCUAUACAUACCUACCGUUUGGUUCCGGACCGCGUAAGUGCAUUGGUAUGCGCUUUGCAUUGCUUGAGGCAAAACUAGCCAUGGUCAAAAUGUUGCAACGAUUCCGUUUCUAUCGGGUGCCCGACACGGAUGUGCCCCUCGUUUUCCUGAGGGGUUUCGACCGGUUAUACGCGAAGAGACUUGUGGUGGGCGUCACUAAACGCUAA
Messenger RNA from Medioppia subpectinata, 447 nucleotides. The record is from the annotation of a GenBank genome assembly. NCBI's taxonomy places the organism in Eukaryota, Metazoa, Arthropoda, Arachnida, Sarcoptiformes, Oppiidae.